AUGGCGGAAUUCCUCCGCCAAGGACCAAUUGACUGGACAGCCUGUCGCCGUGAAGAAGAUUAUGAAACCUUUCAGCACGCCGGUUUUGUCCAAGAGAACCUACCUUUAAGUGAUAUCUUCAUCUCCCCACUGGAGGAUAUCUACUUCGUUACCGAACUCUUGGGAACCGACCUCCACCGACUCCUGACAUCCCGGCCGUUAGAGAAGCAGUUUAUCCAAUACUUCUUAUACCAGAUCCUGCGCGGAUUGAAAUAUGUCCACUCUGCAGGUGUCGUCCAUCGGGACCUCAAGCCUAGCAACAUCCUGAUCAACGAAAACUGCGACCUGAAGAUUUGCGAUUUCGGUUUGGCUCGGAUUCAGGAUCCCCAGAUGACCGGUUACGUGUCGACGAGAUAUUACCGUGCACCCGAAAUCAUGCUCACAUGGCAGAAAUAUGAUGUGGAAGUCGAUAUCUGGAGUGCCGCCUGUAUCUUCGCCGAAAUGUUGGAGGGAAAACCGCUUUUCCCCGGAAAGGACCAUGUCAAUCAGUUCUCCAUCAUCACCGAGCUCCUUGGGACUCCUCCGGACGACGUCAUUCGGGGCAUCUGCAGCGAAAACACCUUGCGAUUUGUGAAGUCGUUGCCCAAACGGGAACGUCAACCACUCGCCAACAAAUUCAAGAAUGCCGAUCCGGAUGCGAUUGAUCUCCUUGAGCGCAUGCUGGUUUUCGACUCGAAGAAGCGUAUCCGAGCCGGCGAGGCGCUUGCGCACGAGUAUCUUGCUCCCUACCAUGACCCUACCGACGAGCCGGAAGCCCAAGAAAAGUUCGAUUGGUCAUUCAACGACGCCGAUCUCCCCGUGGACACCUGGAAGAUUAUGAUGUACUCGGAAAUUCUCGACUUCCAUAAUAUCGAGCAGGCCAAUGAGGGCGAAGUUCUCGUGGAGGGAGCUGGAACCGCUCCCCAGGGCUUCGCCUAA
Aspergillus terreus NIH2624 is the source of this 957-nucleotide messenger RNA. RefSeq names its product mitogen-activated protein kinase HOG1 (gene sakA). NCBI's taxonomy places the organism in Eukaryota, Fungi, Ascomycota, Eurotiomycetes, Eurotiales, Aspergillaceae. The record is from RefSeq and is a predicted model, not a curated record. Gene Ontology annotation, biological process: protein phosphorylation; cellular response to oxidative stress; stress-activated MAPK cascade. Gene Ontology annotation, molecular function: MAP kinase activity; ATP binding. Gene Ontology annotation, cellular component: nucleus; cytoplasm. The transcript has 8 exons. Bases 1 to 957 code for a protein of 318 amino acids.